AACACAAUUAUGUUGUGAUGGUGAGACGCCAUUUUUCAAGUUAUAGUUGUAAAUCUUGCUAGUUUGUCACUGUUUGUCAAACAUGUUUUUGUUGAUUGAUUUUGCAGCAUGGAAAUACAAUUUUUAUUGCUUUAAAUAAUUCCAAAUGGGUUUGUUUCAUUGCUGUAGUUAUUGUAGAAUAGAUUAAUGUUCUUUAAUGGCGAGUAAAGUCCAAGUUGCCAAAUUCUCUGCGCUUGAUAAUUUCAACGUAGAUCGGUGGAAUAUGGAAGAAGACGACGAUGUGGCCGGUCAGUUAGAAGAUGACAGUUUCAAAAAAAGAGUGGAAGUGCUUGAGCAGCUAAUCAUUACUGUCAAAAGAAAUGGCGGUAGGUUACCGUAUGCCGAUGGCGAAUCCAUUUUUAGAAGCCUGGGGUUGGCUUUGUGUGAUUCUAACUGGGAAAUCCGACUGAAGUGCAUCCAGUUGCUGCAGGAAAUAAUUCCCAAUCUUGGAAACGACACUGACUCGUACAUGUCCUUAGUUUUAAACAGAUUACUUGCAAAUAUUGGGGAUAGCAAAGUAACUGUAAGAGGGAGAGUGGUUCAAGCUUUACAUUCGUACAUGAAACACACCAGCAAUCUUCCAAACAUUUUUGAAGCAUUGGUAAACACUGGCCUUGACAAUGAAAACCCUGCUAUUAGAAGAGAAAUGAUUAACUCACUACCCCUGCUGCUGACUCAAGAAUUUAUCACUCAAGAUUUGACUAAAAUAAUCAACUCCUUAGCUAAAAAACUGUUAGAUACUUCCCCUGAAGAUAACCUUAGAGAUAGUUCACUAUCGACAUUAAAAAAGAUAGAAAAUAUGAUUGGAGAGAAAAACUUUUUAGGGUAUCUCGGUAAACUUUCUGUGCCAUUGCAAAAAUAUUAUCUACAGUUGUCUGGGAAACGUGAAGACAGUGCCAUUUACAGCGAAACGGACAAUGACUUUCAUCAGCGAGGUAACAACAUGUAUCCAGGAGUACUGAGUAUUAGAAAUGAUAGUAGAAAAAGUUAUUCAGACGAAAGUUUAGAAUUUGGCAUUGUGCCUAGUCAUAUACUCAACAGAAUUAAUGAUCAGAAGGACUUCAGAACACGGGCCCAAGCAGUGGAGGAACUUAAGAUAAUUGUUAGCAGUACACAUGAAAUUACCAACAACCUUCUACCGCACAUAGUUUCAUUCAUACAUUUUCUUAGCAACCUUCUGGACGACUCCAAUUUCAAAAUCAUCAACGUUACUCUUGAAAUUAUUCUAAGCCUAGUUGAGAAGCUAGACAAAAAUACCAAAAUUUUCUUAAAGCCUCUGACCGCUGCCCUCUUGAAAAGAAUGGGAGACAAUAAAAUAGUCGUACGACAACUUGUGAUGAGCAUCGUCAUAAAGCUGAUGAGAACUACAUCUCCGCAGUCGGUGAUUGACGUUCUUGAGGAGAACUUGGGCCACAGAAAUUCGCGUGUGAGACAAGAGACGAUCAAUUUCAUUAUUGCAGCUCUUCUGACAUUUCCUAGUUAUGAAUUUGAUUUGGCCGGCAUUUGCCAGGCUGUCGGACCAACUCUAACCGAUGUGAAAAGGGCUGUAAGGCAGGCAGCCUUAGAGUGUUUUGCCACCCUAGCGCAAGGGAUGGGUCACGGUCAACUCCAGCCCUUGGUGCUAGCUGUUGACCAAGUGGAGCUGAGCACAGAUGGGGAAGGUUUAAUGGCAGCUGUUCAAGCGAGGCUAGCCAGAAAACAACUCCCCAAAAUAACGUCAGAUGGUCUUGUAGAAUAUGCCACACAGACCCCAACAUCUGCUACUGUAAGGUCAUCUUCUGCUCAGCAGAGCGCAGACACUGAGUGGAUUAUGGCGGUUUCCAACACUGCUAGAUCUGCCAGAUCUGAUUCCGUGGAUUUAGAAUCUGUGAAUACGUCAGCAAGGUCUACACCUGUUGUGACUGAAGUUUCAAGUCCUUCUUCUGUCCCUAGAAGAUUCUUGAGCGCUGGGAGAGGUCGUAACAAAUUGCCAUGGGAAGAAGACAGAGAUGAAAGGAGUGGUCCAGUCAAUAAUCUGCCUAGCCAGACAUCCAAUCAGGUAACAAGAGCUGUGAAGUCAGCAAGGGUUGUGAGUUUUUCUGUCGAUGAUGCUCCGCCUCAGCCUCGUGAAACAUGGGUUGGAGAACCCCAACAGAGGCCCGCCGUAUCUGAUAGGUCUGUGCCUAAACGAAGGUCGACAGUCAUGGUAUUGACUGCUCCUGAAGACCAAGACAAUGGUUCCUACACUCAGUUGUACCAGCAAAAAGUCAAACGGCAUCAAGUGACGUCAGUACGAAGAGUUGACGAUAUCAAGGAGAACGGCUUCAGUCGACCAGAGCAGAAGACAUCAACAAAUCCAUCAUUUUUAGACCCUAUCACUGUUGAUGGAGAUGAAUCUGACUUUGUUACCAACUCAAACUCUUUUAAAUCAGGUCAAGAUGAAUUUCCAGUGCCUCGUAAAGCUACCAUCGCCAGAGGAUCAGCAACCAGGAGGAAGGUGCCGCCCAUUUCGACAUCGUCUGAGUUUGAUGACAGCGACAGUGCUUAUGCUGCCUCAGAUGAGUCUCGAUCAGGGAUAAAUGGAUCCCUAAAAACUAUUCGCAACAGUGCAUCUAAGAAACGUGCCGACAAGCUAUUUGAAAAAAUAGAAAAACAGAGUAACUUAAAGAACCAGAGUUCUCCCUCAUCUAAUUCAGCUCAUUCGGACGACAGUGGCAGCCCAUCAAAUGAGCCGAAGAAAAGCGUCAAGAAGCCAGAGCCCAAGUCAAACCACGUGAUAAACAACAACAAAGCCAAGCGACCCAAUGAGAACGCAGACAAUGAUGAAAGCCCCAGCCGAGGGACAUUGAAGCACAUAGAAUACAAUCCCAUCAGCGGGGUAACGUUUCGUGAGAAUAAAAACUCGGAUGUCCAAAUAGUAGGCAAAGGUUACGGCGAUGACCCCACUGGGGGAGACGGGAAAGUUGUCCCUCCGAUGGCCACAGCGAAACUCAAAGAGAAAAGAAGACUCAACAAUAGAGGCUCACUGUCAUCUUUCUCAUCUGGUGGACAACCCAUCAUGUAUUUGCCAGGAAGUGUUGUCCAAGACAUAGAUGACCUUGGUGACAAGGGCAUCACUCUUGUGGGCAAGGGUAUGUUUGAUAUCUCCAAUAACUUGGACCAUGCACCUGUUCCGACUCAUGAAGACAGACUGGAGCGAAGACGGAUGGAUGUCAAAACCAUUCCAGCUGGAGUGGUGGGUGUGGCCAUGCACAGCACAGCUGAUUUGUCCAGCUACAGUUCAGAGACCUCUGGUGUGGAUGAAGAUUUUGAUGACGAAACAAACUUGAGCCUGACUCAGUCUUUGAAAGAAAAAGUUGCUAUGAAACAUCAACAGAGGCUAGAAGAGGACGAGAGGAGAAGAAUCGAGAAGGAGAGGAGAGAAAAAGAGAAAGAAGAGAGAAAAGAAAGAGAGAAAGAAGAGAAACUUCGAAAAGAAAGAGAGCGCCAGCAAGAAAAACUCAAACGCCUGUCAAGUGCUGAGAGUAUCCACAGUCUGAUUGAAUCGUUGUCAAUAUCUGGCUCAGCAUCUGGUUCAGGAACCAGUUUAAACAGGCCGACAUCACCAACCAAUAUAAUUGUGAACAACAGUCCAAGCCCCUUGGCCAAGCCCUUAGCAGCAUAUCCACCUAAGCCCCAAGCCCCAGCUGUGACUACACGAAAGACAUUAAAAACGAGCAACGAACCAGUGUCCACCUACCCAAUGCCAGUCAUGUCCAACUUCACCCCGCUGGAUGGGGAAAGCCCAGAGGACUGGAAGCCUUUCAAAGACAGUGAAGGGGCACUGAGGGAUCUCAUGAAAAAACUGGAACAAGAAGAUUGGGAAACCAAAUGUGAAGGCAUCACUAUGUUGAGGAGAAUGUGUGUAUAUCAUCCUGAUACAGUAUUAGCAUCAUUACAUUCAAUUACAUUGGCUAUUGUCUCUGAGGUCAAAAACUUGAGGUCUCAGGUUUCAAGGUUAGCCAUUGUUUGUGUUGGAGAAAUGUUUCAAUCACUGAAGAAAGGGAUGGACACUGAGGCUGAGAUUACUGCCAAAACCUUGCUGGCCAAGGGGGGAGAGAGUAAUCAGUUCAUCAGAGAGGAUGUGGACAAAGCUUUGUGCAGUCUGGUGGACAACUUGAGCCCGCAGAGAGCAAUGCUGGCCUUAAUACUUGGUGGUGCCUCACACAAGAAUGUUCAGAUUCGUAAAACUACGGCGCAGUUUGUAGUUGAACUUGUGGAGAAAAUGGGUGCUGGUAAAAUACUGAGUGGGGUCAAGGACAUAACUGAUAGGGUGUUGCCAACUGUUGCCAAUUUUGCUAUGGAUAGUUCACAGGAGACGAGAUAUUAUGGACGUAAAAUACUGCACAUGUUAAUGUCUCACCCAGAGUUUGAGAAAAUGUUGAGCAAACAUUUACCAGGCAACUUGUUGAGAAAUGUUCAAGAUGUUGUGGACAAUUUGAAACAAAAGGGUUUGGGUGAAAGGCCAAGUGAGCUCUCAUCAGCAAGGUCAAGGAAGUCUGGUCAUGGUAGUCGAUCAAAUUCUUCUGUGCGUGGAGGGUCAGCUAAUAGUCCUGCAGAGGGUGCAGCUCCCGUUCAAACUCAGCGUCGCCCUCUUGUUCGAACGGAUGAAGCUCGCAUGGAAGAAGUGAAAAAUAUGACAGAUUUGUUGGCGGCCAAUAACUGGCAACAGAGAUACGAAGGCAUUUCCAAAUUCCAAGCCAUGUGUGAAACUUAUCCUCAAGUAGUGUCUUCUCAAAUUAUUAAGAUAUUUGACAAGUUUUUGCCCAGACUGACCGAUUCUAAUUCCAAAGUCAAUCUGUCUGCCUUGAAAGUGAUGCUGGAUGUUGUCCCUUUGAUCAAAGACUCGAUGGGGAGUGUCAUCUCUCUCACUGUCAGCGCCGUGGCUCCGAACCUUAGCUCUAAGAAUAAAGAGAUUUACUCCACAGCGGCUGAAAUAAUGGAUGCACUGAUAGACAAUUUGGAUCUGACCAUGUUAGUUCAACCAUUUGCCAACCAAGCCAUCAAUGCAACAUCCAAGAGUAAGGCUGAUAUGGUAGACAAGGUCUCAUAUUUAGUUGAAAAAGUUUACCCCCGCAAGCAGCAGCCCAUUGUGCUUCACGUGCUGCCGCUAGUUUGGCACUUGCUCGGCUCUAUGAAUGCCAGCGGGGCAGCGGUGCAUGGGGGCAAUGUGGAGCUCCGCCAGGCCACUGCAACACUAGUCAACAAGCUGUACGAGUGCAUGGGUCAAGCCUUACUAGACAAAGCCAGUGCAGAGCCCAGUAACACACAAAGGCAAAUGCAGAUGUUACAAAGCUUGAUAGACAGCUAACAGCACGGUCACUGAAUUCUUAUUAACUGGACAUUUGAGAGGGUUAAGGUUUUCAAUACUCAUAGACCUGGCUCACAUACAUAUAUAUAUAUAUAUAUAUAGUUCAUUCAGUAUUCUGUGCCGCCUACACAGGCAAGAGUAAAUUUCAUUGUUUAUCUCAUUGGUAUAAAUGAAAACAAAUACAAGGAAAUGUUUUGACACAAUAUUUUUUUUAAAAUAGACAUCUCAUUGCCACUUAUUAAUGUACAAAUAGUUUCAGUAUUACUGUGUGUCUUUUGGACACAUGAGCUAGGCACUUUGAAAUGUCAGAACACUGUGUUACAGGGUAGACAAGGAAAAGACAUUGACUUGGUGUUGUAUCCCUACACAACUAGGAACAUCAAAUUAAACCAUUGUUUGGUUUUUGUAAGGAAUAACUUUUGUAAAAAGUAAGUUUAAUAAAAUAAAAUGUUAUGAACAGGACAGAUCAAACUUCUAGUGUAGUUUUUUGUUUUAAAAUACUUUUUUUUGUUUUUGAAGCAUUUGUAAUUAAAUUUAAUUUUUUUUUUAAAGUGUGAAGUCCAGUUUCACUUUGUUUUCAAAGAAAAUUUAAGUAAUAAAAAUGUUUAAUUACUAUCAAUCAUUCUAGAAGAAAAAACAAAACAAUUAUACUCUGUAUUUUUGUUUCUGUUAAUGCUAUAUCUCUUAUUAUACCAGUCCAGCCCCUGCCUGUGAUAUCACUAUAGCCAGUCAUGAAAUCUGUGAUUUGAUUUUUAACCAGUGUACCACAUUCACAACAUUUGUAUUUUAUAACUUUAUAUUCAAAGCCUUUCUAUGAACUGGAACAGGUGGACAGUUUUGUACAUAAAGAUAGAUUUUUUUCAUUUCGCUAUUUAUAAACUUAAACAUUUGUAUUUUAUAACUUUAUAUUCAAAGCCUUUCUAUGAACUGGAACAGGUGAACAGUUUUGUACAUAAAGAUAGAUUUUUUUUCAUUUCGCUAUUUAUAAACUUAAACAUUUUCGACUUGAACCAAAGUUGUUUGCCCUUGAAAUUGUAUGUAUGUAUUUAUAGAGCCCACUGUAUUAAUUUAUUGAACAGAUAUCAUUGUGAUGAGCACCUGUUUAGUGACUGCUCCUGUAUACUUAAUUAGCUCAUGCAAAGGAUGACCCACAAAACAAAAUCUAGUUAUCCCCUGGCCAGGUAACGGAACUUAAGUCAAUGUCAUGACUUUACCUGAUGUGACCGUCCACUCAUUCAGCAUAGAGUUGCAAGGAUGGCUGCCUGGUCGUGUGGUUUGCACGCUAGACUCUCGUUCAGAUUCAUCGAUGGUCCCGGGUUCAAACCCUGCCCGCUCCCAUCCCCCGUCGUCCUGCGUGAGGCUUGGACUAGGAAGUAAUUAUCUUCAACUCUGAAGGAACAUCCGAAAAUUAUAAAACAUCCUACCCGGCCAAGCAGUGAGUUAAAGCAUCUUUUGCAACGAAAUCAAUUUUGUCCUUUCUUUUGAUGCAUUGUUGACUUAAGUUGUUUUAAAUCACUCAUCGCUACUCUAAUGUUUUGGUCCAGUUGUAUUUCAUAGACUGUAUUACUGUGCGUUCUCCAUUGGUAGACACUACAAAGGUGGAUUUCAUUUUAUCAUUAUAUUUAACUUUCAUGUACUAUAAUCAUUUAGAGAACUUUGUUUAUUUUAUCAUCAUAUUUAUUUUCAUGUUUUUCUUUUGUAAAUGAUUCUAAGUACAGUCAAAUUUCCAUAUCAUUCAAAUUUCAUGGGAACAACUUAAUAAGUUCAGUUUUUCUGAUGUUCUGUGGAAUAAGAAAACUUGUGACUGUACAUAUGAAUCAAAUAUUUAUAAGUGAGCUUAUUUAGAAACUGUAUCAAUUGAGCUCCAUGUCAUAAUGAAGUGAGACAAAAUAUCUGACGAACUAUUUUUUACCUUUGAAUUUAUGUUGACAUUUAUGUUGCUUUCAGUUGACUUAGGACUUAUUUCAUUGUCCGUAGAGAGAAAAUUUUGUAUUUGUGCCUUUGAUUUAUCUUUAUCUCAUUGAAGAUUUCAUUCUAGCAUGUCUAUUAUUGAUAUGCCUUCCCAAAGUUAGGUUAUAAUAUUUAGCUACUACCUUGUUUCUUGUGCCAAUUUUUUUUACUCAGACAUCAUUCAGACGACAUCCAUCUUUUUGUUGUGCACUUAUGUAGCCACGGAAACUAAUGUACAAUUAGGUCAACUAAAUAGCUUGAGAAUGUAACAAUUAUGGAACCCAGGAACUAUUUCUACAGUGACUUUGUGUAUUUCAUUUUGUACUGGUUUGAUGAUUAGUUUGAGAGCUAACUACAUGUUAGUUAAACAUUCAUUAGUAACAAUGAAAGAUGAAAUUCUGGAUUUUAUGUCAGAAAGUAACAUGCUGUCAGCUACUAGGCAGUGUAUCCCAUCCUGCCUUUGUGCAGAGGACAGAAUAUUUGUUACUUAUUUUCUCCAGGUAUGCAGAGACAUAGAAAUAUGUUCAUUACAAUUACGGCCAGAUGUGAAAUGCCUAGGUUGGAACAUUUUUUUGUAAAAAAAAAAAAAAAAAAAAAAAAAAAAAAAAAGCAAAA
Biomphalaria glabrata is the source of this 7933-nucleotide messenger RNA. RefSeq names its product TOG array regulator of axonemal microtubules protein 1-like. Gene Ontology annotation, biological process: microtubule cytoskeleton organization. Gene Ontology annotation, molecular function: microtubule binding. The record is from RefSeq and is a predicted model, not a curated record. Bases 197 to 5368 code for a protein of 1723 amino acids. NCBI's taxonomy places the organism in Eukaryota, Metazoa, Mollusca, Gastropoda, Planorbidae. The transcript is spliced from 24 exons. Gene Ontology annotation, cellular component: cytoplasmic microtubule; cilium.